Messenger RNA from Labrus bergylta (ballan wrasse), 1082 nucleotides. The record is from RefSeq and is a predicted model, not a curated record. NCBI's taxonomy places the organism in Eukaryota, Metazoa, Chordata, Actinopteri, Labriformes, Labridae.
AUGUGUCUCAGUAGUGGAGCAAAAUUUCCAUCUCCACACAGUGACACAGUCUCCAUCAGCAUACAAAAUGAGACAAACCCGAACAAGGAGAGUGUCAGCACUUUGACAACCUCAGUUUCUAUUGUAACUUCACCUGCUGAUCAAGGUAUUGUAGAGAAAGAGUCCAGACGGACCCAGAGGACGCCAUCACUCAUCACAACCACAGGUCUGCCUACAAGUAGCUCUAGUGCCUCCACUAUUGUGAGACCUUUAAAAAAAACUUCAGGUUGGACUGUUGGCACAGCAAGUAACAAUGAUGGUCCCAACUUUGCCCACUCAACAUCAGUGAAACCAGAAUCAGGUCCGACUGUAAGUUCUCCGGAUACUAAAGAAUUGUGGAAUUGGACGUUUGUCUGGGUUUUCGCUGGUUGUGGAUCUACUGUGGUCAUCACAGUGAUUGUUAAUGUUAUUCUUUGGAAGAAAAGAAGAGCUGGUAUUGUAGAGAAAGAGUCCAGAAGGACCCAGAGAAUGCCAUCACUCAUCAAAACCACAGUCACAGGUUCUGAGGGAAUGGAAAGGAGUGAGUCUCGGAAAAGCAACCGGUCUUUGUACCAUAUUUACUCUACCAUCUAUGAGGGUCAGACUGCAGCAGCCAGCAAAGACAUGAUCUACAGCAAGCUGCAGGCACACUGACAUGCUAACAGUUUAAAAGUGUUUUCAAGAAGAGAAGAAGUUGACUGAUGUGCUGUAGAACCAGAGGUACCCAUCACGAACCAGACAGCAGCUGUCAUAUUUCUAAGGUAACGGUAACGGCCCGAGGCCCGAUGGUUGGGGACCCCUGAUGUAGAGUAAUCCUGAGCUUCUGUCAUGUCUUCUUCUCAAAUCAACCAAUAUGUAAAAUGAAACCAAAGUUUUCCAAUGUCUUACAGUCAGAAUAUCAAGUUCAAUCCAAAAGUGUUUGAUUGAAGGUGAAGACAAUAUUUUUGGAUAUACUUCGUCUCAGUCUUGUUGUUUGCUUACUUCUGCACAAACACUGUAUGCUACAGACCCAAUGCAAAAUAUUUGAAUCUUUGUAUAUUUUAAAUAAAACUGAAUUAAUGUGU